AUGGUAUCGUUCAAAGGCCUUCCUUGGCUCUUGGCACUGAGCACCACGGGAUGGGCGGUACCAACGCUGGAGAAGCGAGCCUCUCGAACGAGUGCGCCAAGUGGCUGUCUGAGCGUCAAGAGUGGCACCACGACCAGCGGUUGGUACUCAACACUUGGUUCUGCUCUCAGUUCCCUGUCCGGGACCGCCUCAGCGUGCAUCUUUAUCUAUAGUGGUUCCUACAAUGAGCAAUUGAAGAUUGAUUAUGCGGGCUCCUUGACAAUCUAUGGAUACACCACCGAUACGUCGACUUACAAGUCCAACACCGUGACCAUCACAAAUACCAUUUCCUCAUCAGAGGCGGGAUCGUUGGAUCUGAGCAGCACUAUCAACGUUGUCUCAGAUAACUUCAGAUUGUAUAACGUCAACAUCGCCAAUGGAUAUGGCAAGGGCGCUCAGGCAGUUGCCUUGACUGCUAAUGGUGAUCAGCAGGGUUACUACGGCUGCCAAUUCGAUGGCUAUCAAGAUACGCUCUAUGCCAAGUCGGGGUACCAGUACUAUUCCAACUGCUAUAUUGCUGGUGCGACAGACUACAUUUUUGGUGAUGCAUCAGCCUGGUUUGGCGAGUGCACGAUUGCGUCCAAAGCUGGCGGUGCCAUUACAGCCAGUUCACGAGAGACUGCAGAUGAUACGUCCUGGUAUGUAAUUGAUCAUAGUACAAUCACCUCCGUCUCUGGCGUGAGCCUCUCUGAAAACGUCUAUCUUGGUCGGCCGUGGCGCGUGCUCGCCCGGGUGAUCUAUCAGUACUCCACCUUGACGGGAGUAGUUGCGCCAAAAGGCUGGACAACUCUGGCUGAUAAUGCGACACCUAUAUUUGAGGAAUAUCAGAACACUGGAGACGGGUCCGACACAUCAGAUAGGGUCACGGAAACAACAGCCACUGCGGCAGUCACUAAGAAGCAACUCUGGCCAAAUGGCUAUAGUUGGAUCGACACAAGCUAUUAG
Molecule: messenger RNA, 984 nt
Organism: Truncatella angustata
Lineage: Eukaryota; Fungi; Ascomycota; Sordariomycetes; Amphisphaeriales; Sporocadaceae
Product: pectin lyase fold/virulence factor
Exons: 6
Coding region: 1-984 (327 amino acids)
Biological process (GO): cell wall modification
Molecular function (GO): pectinesterase activity
Source: RefSeq, a predicted model, not a curated record